AUGGCGCCACUGACUUUGGCGCAGCGCAAUGUGUACGCCGACGAGAAUGCGGACUUCAACCCGACCGACGAGCAUGCGUAUAUAUCUGCAGACAACACAAGAGUUGUUACAAGUGCUUUCAAUCUGUCCCCCAGCAAGCGUCCCCGAAAAGGGCGCGUCUACGAAUCCGACCCAAGACUGCAGGAUUGGGUCCCCGUCCCGGAUGCCACCAUGGAUGAGGUAGAUGCUCUGGCUACGUCAGUCUCAUCUUUCGACGUUGACCUUGACGAAGUCGUGACAAAACGCAAGCGCUACGAGUCGGAUGAUCCUAUGGAGGUGUGGAAAAGUGUGUCGGGGUUGUUUCUCGACGAAAUCGUGAUGACACGAUGGUUUGGGUCAGCGAACCCACGCUUUUUCGAUGCCGACAAUGUGGGGUGCAAAUCUUCUGCGAAAGUUGCGUCAAAAAACAGCACCAAUGGUCACCUUUGCAUACUAUUCAGGAGUGGACUGGGAGCUUCUGGACAGAGGUUUCGCUCUACCACAGUCGAGUGGAGAGCGGGGGGGCGCUCAGGCCUUGGCGCUAUGUAUCAACUAGGACAUUCGGGUGCUACAUGUCCCUUCCCUGGUAAUCGGCGGUCAAUGGUUGUCAUCGACGUCAAUGGAAUCUUUGUCGUUGACAUACAGUACUGCGAUUGCCACAAUACCAAUGGCUCUGACAUGCUGCAGCAACUACUCCGGAAUGGAUGGUACCCAGCGACAACCAUCAACCCAGCGACCUGUGCCACCUUUAAUGUGCUUGAACUGUUUCGUCUGCUCCGCACCAUUGGCAACCUCAAUGUCCAUGACUUCAUGCGGACUUUGGAGAGGUCAGGCGACCCCACCUUAACCUGCGACACUCCUGAUCGGUACAAAGCAUUUGGGCGGAUGGCUCGACAGUUUGAUUUCUUGAAGCGGAUGAAGCGAGCGGGUCGCGCGUACGAGGCUGAUGGAAUGGCUACAACGCCACCCGGUGGGUUAGCAGUAUUAUGUUGGGCGUGUCCAGCGGAGGGAAGAAAUCUCCCCGAGGGGUGGCGUAACGUGAAGCCAAGCCAACGCUAUCUUUACCGAUUAAUCCUCUCCAUCGACGCGAACUUUCGCCUUAAGAAUCGCCUUCGACCGAAUGAGCAUCAAGACCUGUCGUUAGGCUCAGGCUUGGGAUAUUUCGUGGAGUCAUCAUCGUACAAGGAUCACCUCCGAAGCUAUGUCAAAGAAAAAGAUGUCAGCUCUUGUGUUGCCUUUGCUGCUCUGCUCCAGAAGGAGACUCGUUUAACGACCGGAUUGCGUGUUUCUGGGGUUGCCGGAUGUGUUUGUGCCCGUCAUGGGCUGGUGCGAGCUCGAGGACUAGGAGAUCUACAAAAGGGAGAACGGUAUGCAAAUGUGGAUUGGAUUGUGGCAUGCACACUCUGGACCGAGCGGUUAAUGGAGUAUGGCUUCGCCUAUGACAUCGCUUUGCCAAUGGAUGAUAAAUUUCUUCAAACGGCUGGCCAAAAUUCGCGAGGGGUCGGGCGGAUACAACCACGCUUACUACCGAUUUCGACGACCUGGAGAGCACAUCUUGCUCUGGCUUAUCUCUUGGGCAUGGGAAAGACCGAUGGAGAGGCGAUGGAAAGGAUAUGGGCUAGUUUGAACCCCGCCAGCUGGGCUACGAAGGAAAUGGGCGAAGGAGGUCGACACGAUGUAUUGGAGGACAAGGUGGAUCAUCUUAAUUUCGAGAAAAAUCUGGGACUAGGAAGGGCGUUGUCUCGCAAACUCAUCGUCGCCAUCUCGGAACGCCGGCGUCAAGGCAACGAAUUUGCGGAAUUCGACCAAAGCAUCAACAAAGUCAAGCGAAAACAAUGGCGAACUCUCAUGGACAACUGGUAUAAAGACACGACCCAACCAAAUCCGUUUGUUCUGCAGGGUGGAAACGCUGCUGGCCCUACCGAGCGGGAAAUUGUGCAAGACUUGAAGAAGGAAGAGCUUGAGGAGGUCAGGGCUGGCCGAAUUCCUGUCUUAGAAGGCAAGAUGACGGUUGUGGCUUUCAUCAAAGCGGGCCUUCAAUUGCAAAACUUGCAGAGGCGAAUCCGUGCGGCUCUGAAAAACAAGUCCUUGACAGCUGACCGUGCAAGUCAGAUUCAAGAGCUGCGACUAUCUCUCGUCAAACAAACACAGGCUUUCCAAAAGCUGCAAUUAACUUACAUGCCUGGGGUCGAGGGCUUGCGUCAAGCGGACGAUACAAAACGCAACCCAGAUCAACCGACUCCGCCACCAGAAGACACGAAGCUUUACCUGCCGUCAGACCUCACACAUACUGAGCGUUUGCAGGCAUGCGUCCAACGCGUUGUUGACACCGAGGUCAACCUUCGCCGUGGUCAAUGUACCGAUGCUUUGGUUGCCCUGCGGGCAAAACUCUUCGCCCAGACGCAUAUGAUCUGGUUUCGCGAUCGCAAUCUUGUGGGUCAAAAGGCGCGGACUCGGUCAGUAACACUUAUGGGGCGUCUUGAAGAAGGCAUCACCAGAAUCGUGGCUAAAUAUCGUUCUGCGCAAGAAGCGAUCGUGAAGCUAAAAGGGCCCGCCUUUGCCCCGGAGUUUCAGAAGCUGGAAGAUGCAGAUGUGAACUGCCGAGUUGUGGAAGAGAACGACAUUGAAGCAGCCCAACGGCUUAGAGGUGCCGAUGGUUCCAGAGGCCGAAAUCGGAAGCGAAGCCAAGAAAUGCAUGAUGGUAUGUGUGAAGGGUUUUCAUUCAAGUCAUUAUUGACUGGUUUGGUCAAUAGCUGUUCGUGUGGAGUGGUCAAAAGCCAGGGCUCGUCGCGUUGGAACGAAGAAGAAGUCGAACUCAUCCGUGAAGAAAUGAAACGUGUUUUGCGUUCAUUGCGGUUUGCGCAGAACGAGUGGGCAGCACGUGCCACCUCUGCGAGACUCUUUGUCGACCCAGAGGUGGCGAAUGGUCUGCGCGCGUAUGCUCUUCGCCAGGUGGAGCUACACAAACGAAUAGCUGAAGGGUUCUACACCGAGUGGCGGAAAUCAGUUUCGGAUGCGGUGAAAGAGGUUAUGGCUCAAGAUGGGGCUCUGUAUCGACAUUUGCUGGAUGGAGACUCAGAGGUUGGUGGAAUGGCUGAGCUAGAAAGCAACAAUUUGUAG
Mycena indigotica is the source of this 3138-nucleotide messenger RNA. Its product is annotated as CxC2 domain-containing protein. Bases 1 to 3138 code for a protein of 1045 amino acids. Lineage: Eukaryota; Fungi; Basidiomycota; Agaricomycetes; Agaricales; Mycenaceae. The transcript is spliced from 13 exons. The record is from RefSeq and is a predicted model, not a curated record.